UCCUUUUUCAAAAUUUGAAGAGUUAGGGUUUUGGUGAAAUGGGGGGUUUUUCACGGAAUUUGAUGAUACUGAUAGAGUGCAUAAGAUCUCCCAAUACGUAGUGGGUGGCCAAUAAAGUGGACAAAUCGUCUGAUUGAAGCGGUUUCUCGGUCCUCUAUAUGUACGGUAGAAAUGGAGGCUAUACUUACGGAUUGUAUACGGAACAGCCUACAGCAGCUGAUGUACCGUAAUGCCAUUUUCAUGUGCGAGCGCCUCUGCGCUGAGUUCCCUUCUGAGAAAAACAUGCAGCUGCUUGCUAGCUGUUACUUGCAAAACAAUCAGGCACACUGUGCUUACCACAUUUUAAAGGGGACACAUAUGCCUCAGUGCCGCUACUUGUUUGCACUGUCAUGCUUUCAGAUGGAUCUAAUGAAUGAAGCAGAAGCAGCAUUAUCCCCUAAUGAGUCUUCAGAGGUUCCAAAUGGAGCUGCUGGGCAUUAUCUUCUUGGACUUGUAUACAGGUAUACGGACAGAAGGCAGAGUGCUAUUAAUCACUUUAAUCAAGCUUUAUCACUGGAUCCAUUAUUAUGGGCUGCUUAUGAGGAACUUUGUAUAUUAGGUGCUGCUGAAGAAGCAACUUCAGUCUUUGAUGAAGGGGCUUCUCUGUGUAUUCAAAAGCAAUACAUGCACCAUGGAUUGGCUUCCCAGAGUUUGCAUGCACCUAGUGAGGAGCAUGAUGUUGCUUCUACUAGGAAUUUAAGCUCAGAAGAUGUUAGCCCCAGGAAAUUGAAGCACAUACAUGGAAAUAACCUACGGGAUAUAAACGGGACAACUUCCAAUCAGUCUAUGAAUGGUGCUCCCACUAGUUUGCCAUUUUAUAAUACUCCUUCACCAAUGGCUGCACAGUCACAGUUUUCAGGUGUUGCUCCACCACCUGUAUGUAGAAAUGCACAACAAAAUGGUCCAAGCAUGAGAACAUAUGGAGCAGAUAACUCUCCACGAGUAACAGUGAACUCUGCUGUUGCAGGCCCUAGAAGAAAAUUUGUUGAUGAGGGAAAAUUAAGAAAGGUAUCUGAGAGGUUAUUUUCUGAUUCCGGCCAGCGACGGAGCAUGAGACUUGCUGGAGAGUCCGUCAGCACAAAUUCAAAUGCGUCGGUAGUUUCUGGGAAUGGAAUUAGCCACUCCUCCAAGUAUCUUGGAGCUUCUAAGUCAAGCUCUUUGGCGUCACGUUCUUUGACAAUUCGAAAGGGUCAGUCAUGGGCAAGUGAGACUGCAGAUGAAGGAAUUCAUCAUGAUGCGUACGAUGAUUCUAGAUUAAACAUCACUUCGUCGAGCUUGUCCCCCGGCGUUGAUAAUAGGUCUCUUGAACCAGAAGGAGCAACCAGGUCUUCGAGUGCAGCUGUUUUGAGCAGCUCGAGAGUCAUUGAUGGUGCUUCCGAUAUACUGAGUCUUUUAAGGCUUCUUGGUGAAAGCUUUAGACUUUCCUGCCUUUGCAGAUGUCAGGAUGCGCUAGAUAUCUACACCAAACUUCCACAAAAGCAUUAUAAUACUGGAUGGGUCCUCUCUCAGGUUGGAAAAGCAUACUUUGAAAUGGUUGAUUAUCUUGAAGCUGAUCGUGCCUUCAGUCUAGCACGUACUGCCUCUCCGUACAGUCUGGAGGGAAUGGAUAUAUACUCUACAGUUUUAUACCAUUUGAAGGAAGAUAUGAAGUUGAGUUACCUGGCUCAGGAGCUGAUAUCCACUGACCGUUUAGCUCCUCAAUCAUGGUGUGCUAUGGGAAAUUGCUAUAGCUUACAGAAAGACCAUGAAUCUGCUCUUAAAAAUUUCCAGCGAGCUGUGCAAUUAAAUUCAAGAUUUGCAUAUGCCCACACCUUGUGUGGCCAUGAAUACGUGGCCUUGGAGGAUUUUGAAAAUGGUAUAAAGAGCUACCAGAGUGCCCUUCGUAUAGAUACCAGACACUAUAAUGCCUGGUAUGGGCUUGGAAUGAUAUAUCUCAGACAAGAGAAAUUUGAAUUCUCAGAGCAUCAUUUCCGGAUGGCUUUCCAAAUCAAUCCGCUUUCCUCUGUUAUAAUGUCCUAUCUUGGGACUGCUUUGCAUGCAUUGAAGAGAAAUAAUGAAGCACUGGAGAUGAUGGAAAGAGCUGUUUUAGCCGAUAAGAAGAACCCUCUCCCUCUGUACCAGAAGGCUAACAUCCUUGUGAGCGUGGGAAAUCUUGAUGGGGCCUUGGCAGUUCUUGAGGAGCUGAAAGAGUAUGCCCCAUGUGAGAGUAGUGUUUAUGCAUUAAUGGGUAGCAUUUACAAGCGGCAAAACAUGUAUGAUAAAGCCAUGCUUCAUUUUGGACUAGCAUUGGAUUUGAAGCCAUCGGCAACUGAUGUCGCUGCUAUUAAGGCUGCCAUUGAAAAGUUGCAUGUACCGGAUGAGAUAGAGGACAGUUUGUGAAUCCAUUUGUUAAAUUGUUGCUGAAGCUAGGGAUGGUUUGAGUCACAUGGCACAUGAUGAUCCUCUACAAUUGCACCACCUUGUGCUGUCGGCUGGAUGCUAUUCUGCCCUUCUUGCAUAUAGAAUCUGUUGGUAUCUGCUUCCAAUUGGCAGGACAAGCAAGAGCGCCGUUCCACAGAGGUUUCGCUUUGUAUACAAGAAAAGCCUACACCUCUGUCAAAGUUGUAUAUGCAUGUGCCAACAAACCACUAUGCCGACUGCAAAAGUAAGAUGCCUCAACACCCAAGUGGAAUUCUUCAUACACCUCUCAGAAUCUUAGCUCAUUAUGAUCCAUGUAUUUAGGCAUGUAAGCUGAACUGCAAUUAGUAUUCUUUUCCUCAGUUAUUGAAUUUCAGAUUGUGAUCUAUGUCAUGUAUCUUAUCUAAUUUAUUCCAACCAUUUUGCGUCU
Sesamum indicum (sesame) is the source of this 2866-nucleotide messenger RNA. It is a transcript of the gene HBT, whose product is annotated as CDC27 family protein. The record is from RefSeq and is a predicted model, not a curated record. Gene Ontology annotation, cellular component: cytoplasm; anaphase-promoting complex. NCBI's taxonomy places the organism in Eukaryota, Viridiplantae, Streptophyta, Magnoliopsida, Lamiales, Pedaliaceae. Gene Ontology annotation, biological process: cell division; anaphase-promoting complex-dependent catabolic process; metaphase/anaphase transition of mitotic cell cycle. Gene Ontology annotation, molecular function: protein binding.